CUGCCACAUUCCGCGCACCACUGAACGCCCCCUUUGCGCGGCAGUGCGGCCCUGAAAAAGUACCGGUGUGCACUUCAACAGGGAUAAGGUUCCUGUUCUUCUUUUCGAUCUGAACGCCAGCUAGCUAAAAUUUGUGUGUGGCCGCUUUGGGCCAUGGAUACAACCUCUAGCAGUUGCACAAUCUGUUUAUUGUCACCAAGCUAAUACAGUAUACAACUUGGUUAAAGAAACAGUGGUCAUAUCGGUUACAGAUCGGCGUGAGGUGUGUUGACCUGUGAAUGCCUAGAGUCAAGAAGGUCAAACUUUGUGACAAUAACGAGGGUAUCUGGAAAAGCUGUGUGACAGUGAGCAUGGCGGCUGUGGACGGUCUUUCGGACAGCACCGAGGUGGUGGAAAUGGAGGAUGUCCCAUCUCAGUUCUUUGUGGAGAAACACUCUUGGGAGGGCCUGCGUGACAUUAUCCACUGUAGCAGGAAGUACUCUGGCAUGAUCGCCAACAAGGCUCCCCAUGACUUCCAGUUUGUGCAGAAGAAGGACGAGAAUGGACCCCACUCCCACCGGUUGUACUACCUUGGAAUGCCUUAUGGAAGCAGAGAGAACUCAUUGCUCUACUCAGAAAUCCCCAAGAAGGUCCGCAAAGAGGCCCUCUUAGUGUUGUCAUGGAAACAAAUGCUCGAUCACUUCCAGGCUACACCGCACCAGGGGGCUUACUCUCGGGAGGAAGAGUUGCUGAGAGAGCGUAAACGUCUCGGAGCAUUUGGUAUCACCUCUUAUGAUUACCAUACCCAGACGGGCCUAUUCCUCUUCCAGGCCAGCAAUAGCCUCUUCUACUGUCAGGAUGGUGGCAGCAAUGGCUUCAUUCAGUCUGCUCCUGUAAAGCCCGUGGAGAUCAAGACCCAGUGCUCAGGGACCCGCAUGGACCCCAAGAUCUGCCCUGGAGACCCUGACCUCAUAGCCUUCAUCAACAAUAACGACCUGUGGAUCGCCCACAUUAAGACUGGCGAGGAAAAGAGGCUCACUUACUGCCACAAAGGUGUGGAUAAUGUUAAGGAGGACCCUAAGUCUGCAGGAGUAGCAACAUUUGUCAUCCAAGAAGAGUUUGACCGUUUCACUGGCUACUGGUGGAGUCCCUCAGCAGUGGAAGACCCUAAUGGAGGUAAAACAGUGUACCUGCUGUAUGAAGAGGUGGAUGAGACAGAAGUAGAGAUUAUUCAUGUUCCAUCUCCAGCACUGGAGGAGCGGAAAGCAGACGCAUACAGAUAUCCCCGUACAGGUAGCAAAAAUCCCAAGGCUACCCUUAAAAUGGCAGAAAUCAAGACAGACCAUCAAGGAAGAAUUGUGAGCAUGCAAGAUAAAGAACUGGUCGUCCCCUUCUCCUCCUUGUUUCCUGGGACAGAAUACAUCGCCAGAGUAGGAUGGACGAGUGAUGGAAAAUAUGGCUGUGCAGUGCUUCUGGACCGCAGCCAGAGAAAACUACAGCUGGUCCUGCUACCUCCAGCCCUCUUCAUCCCUGUCACGGAUGACCCAGCUCAGAGGCAGGAAAGUGUGGAGGCCGUGCCCAAAAACACACAGCCAUAUAUAAUCUAUGAAGAGACCACAGACGUCUGGAUUAAUGUUCAUGAUAUAUUCUAUCCCUUUAUUCAAACAACAGAAGAUGAAUUUACUUUCAUUUGGGUAAAUGAGUCUAAAACAGGUUUCAGCCAUCUGUAUAAAAUCACAUCGCUGUUACAACCAGGCUGCUACCAUUGGACGGAGGACUACCAACACAUAGAGGGAGACUUCAAGUGUGCAAUCAAGGAGGAGGUUACAUUGACCAGUGGAGAAUGGGAAGUGCUAGCAAGACAUGGUUCCAAGAUCUGGGUGAACGAGGCAGCAAAGUUGGUGUACUUCCAGGGCACCAGAGACACUCCUCUGGAGCACCACCUCUACGUGGUCAGCUAUGACUCGCCUGGAGAGGUGGUCAGACUAACCAAGCCUGGCUUCUCUCAUAGCUGCUCUGUUAGUCAGAACUUUGACUUUUUUGUCAGCCACUUCAGUAACGUGAGUACGCCUCCAUGUGUUCACGUCUACAAACUGACCAGCUCGGAAGGUGACCCUCUACUUCGCGUGGUACCUGAGUUCUGGGCCAGCAUGAUGGAAUCACCAGGUUGCCCGGGAGAUUACAAUCCGCCUGAGAUUUUUGACUUUCCAGGGAAGUCAGGCUUCCAACUUUAUGGGAUGGUGUACAAGCCUCACAACAUGCAGCCUGGCAGGAAACACCCUACUGUUCUCUUUGUGUAUGGAGGCCCACAGGUGCAGCUGGUGAACAACUCCUUCAAAGGCAUGAAGUACCUCCGCCUGAACACGCUGGCCUCUCUGGGCUAUGCUGUGGUCGUCAUUGAUGGGAGGGGUUCCUGUCAGAGGGGCCUUGAAUUUGAAGGAGCACUGCAAAACAAAAUGGGUCAGGUGGAGAUUGAAGACCAGGUGGAGGGGCUGCAGUAUGUGGCGGAGAAGUUUAACUUUGUGGACCUGAGUCGCGUUGCCAUUCACGGCUGGUCCUAUGGAGGUUUCCUCUCUCUCAUGGGGCUCAUUCAGCGACCCAAUAUCUUCAAGUUGGCUAUCGCAGGUGCCCCGGUGACUGUGUGGAUGGCCUACGACACCGGCUACACAGAGCGUUACAUGGAUGUGCCUGAGAAUAACCAGCAGGGCUAUGAGGAAGGCUCUGUGGCACUGCACGUGGACAAGCUGCCCAGCGAGCCCAACCGUUUGCUGAUUCUCCAUGGAUUUCUAGAUGAGAAUGUCCACUUUUUCCACACCAAUUUCCUAGUGUCACAGAUAAUCCGAGCUGGGAAGCCCUACCAGCUUCAGGUAUACCCCAACGAGCGACACAGUAUUCGCUGCCCUGAGUCUGGCGAGCACUACGAGAUAAUGCUGCUGCACUUUCUACAACAAUACCUCUGAAAUAAGACAAGGGAGAAGUGAAGUCUUGUUUCCCUUCUGUCCUCUUUUACCCCUCCUGCUCCCUGCCCAUCUUUACUCUCCCUGACCUCUUCACCCCUACCCUAGUCCCUAACUGUUCACCCUGUCUUCAAGAGAACGUCUCCUCUUUACUUCCCUCUUUUGUGCUCUCUGUCUCUCGUUCUUACUCGCUGUGUAUCCUUCAUGCCCUCCGCCCUGUGUACAGUCUGGGCUAGGGUUUACGAGUACAGAGGUUUGUUGUCUCACCCUGAGAGCUGAACAAAGACAAGGACAUAAAGAGAAACAUUUGCAGGCUGUGUCACGUGUGUGUCACCCAUGUCCACAUCUCUGCAACCAUGAUGGGUUUUUGCCAAAUGUUGUUUUUCUCCCCUGCUCUACCUGUUUUGUUCACUUGAGUCAGUGGUAGGAACAGGGUUACAGUUCACAGAUAUGAAAUGAAAUCUAGACGCAUAUUUACAGACAUGAGCUCACUUAAAUGCAGUUUGUCUCAUGCAAUCACACAUAAUUACACAUAGAAUUGCAAUGUCUAUACAUAACGGGAGUACGUACCUUGCAGUUUGUGUAAUGAUGAAGAAAGGAAGAAAACGGAGACUCUUCCUCUGUCCACUUGUUUUAAGCGUGUGUUUAAAAUAAAAUAUUUUAUGGAUUUUAUUCUUUUUUAAUGAGUGCUGACUUAAGCCGCUCAUUGACACUCUUGCCGUUCUUUCCCCUCACAUUACAUUGCUCGAGAUGUCUGCUUGCCUUCUCAACACGUAAUUUAUAUUUGCCAAAGUACCUCUUGACUCUUUAUCAUGCUGGUAUUUCCUUUUUUACUGCAAUAAAGACAACAGGAGGGUGAGCACUGGAGUCUUACAACAGCUUUGUACCACCGGAAUACAAUUUGUAAUGAAUAAAUGUAUGAAUCAAUCACA
Molecule: messenger RNA, 3868 nt
Organism: Etheostoma cragini (Arkansas darter)
Lineage: Eukaryota; Metazoa; Chordata; Actinopteri; Perciformes; Percidae
Product: dipeptidyl peptidase 9-like
Exons: 21
Coding region: 279-2939 (886 amino acids)
Biological process (GO): proteolysis
Molecular function (GO): serine-type peptidase activity; dipeptidyl-peptidase activity
Source: RefSeq, a predicted model, not a curated record